GACUGGGGAAAUGCUGCGGCAGGAGACGACCAUCAGAGCCGCUAUUCUGAGACCAACAUGGGGAGAAACAGAGAGACUGAGGAGGAGCAGAAAUCCACCGACUGACGAUCAUCACUCACCCAGAGACACGCAGCUGAGGCUGGAGACCCAGAAUGACUGCACUACGUCGUCUGAGGCAAUGCCCCUCCACAGGCAUCCUUAUCUCUCAGCUUCACACCAGCAGCUGUGCCUCUGCCAAACAGCAUUACAAAAUGCUUGUUCUUGGAGGAGGAAGUGGGGGCAUUACAAUGAGUGCACGGAUGAAGAGGAUGAUGGGAGCUGAGAAUGUGGCCAUUGUGGAGCCCAGUGAGAUGCACUACUACCAGCCAAUAUGGACCCUGGUUGGUGCUGGUGCAAAAAGUGUCGCCUCAUCAGGUCGUCCCACUGCAAGUGUUAUGCCGUCUGGAGUGAAGUGGGUGAAAUCCAAAGUUCAGGAAAUAAACCCAGACACAAAUACUGUCCGCACAGAUGAUGGGACUGAAAUCUCCUAUGAAUAUCUGAUUGUGGGUCUUGGUUUACAACUCCAUUAUGAGAAGAUCAAAGGACUGCCAGAGGGGCUUGAACAUCCAAAGAUUGGGUCAAACUACUCAGUCCAAACUGUAGAGAAAACAUGGAAAGCCUUGCAGAAUUUCAAAGAGGGCAAUGCCGUGUUCACUUUCCCAAAUACUCCUGUGAAAUGUCCUGGAGCUCCACAGAAGAUCAUGUACUUAUCAGAUGCCUUUCUCAGAAAGACAGGAAAAAGGAAUAAGGCCAAAGUAAUAUACAACACUUCCCUACCUGUGCUGUUUGGGGUCAAGAAAUAUGCUGACUCAUUGUGGGACAUUGUGAAACGUCGUGACCUACAAGUGAACCUCAGGCAGAACCUGAUUGAAGUGCGGGCAGACAAGCAAGAGGCUGUGUUUGAAAAUCUUGAUAAACCAGGUGAAACCAAAGUGUUUGAGUAUGAAAUGCUUCACGUUGCACCACCAAUGGGACCCCAUUUGGUUAUUAAAGGAAGUCCACUGGCUGAUGAGGCUGGAUGGUUGGAUCUCAACAAAGAUACCCUUCAACAUAACAAGUAUCCUAAUGUGUUUGGGAUUGGUGACUGCACUAACCUGCCCACAGCAAAAACUGCUGCAGCUGUCGCUGCACAGUCUGCUAUCUUGAACAGAACAAUCAGCAAAGUGCUGAAAAAUGAGAAGCCUGAUAAGAAGUACGACGGGUACACGUCGUGUCCAUUGGUCACAAGCUACAACACAGUAAUUCUGGCAGAGUUUGACUACAAUGGACAACCACUAGAAACAUUCCCCAUCAACCAAGCCAAAGAAAGAAGAUUAAUGUACCACAUGAAGGCUGAUGUGAUGCCUCACCUCUACUGGCAUGGGCUUCUUCGGGGCCUGUGGGGUGGUCCAGGACCUUACAGGAAAGUCUUUCAUCUGGGAAUGAAAUGAAACGUCACAAUAAGUUUGCAUAUUUAAACUUAUGCAACAAAAAUGAAGUGAUAAAAAAAGUGCAGUGAUAAUACAAUAGCCCUAUUUAUUGUAUACAAUUAAACAAUAAAAAUACUAUUUAUUAGUUGAUAAAAAAGGAGAAGGAAGUCAUCAUUUUAUCAUCUUCUUUACUUUAAUGUUUUCAUUUGCAGUUUUCCUAUUUCACACCAUCUUUAUUACUCUAGCUCCCUCAUGUGGCGUAUUUGUAAAAACCCAAAUAUGUCAGUCGCAAGUUUUGCUUGAUUUGGUAGUCAGUGCCACAAAUUGCCAUUCUAAUGAUUAUCUUUCCUGGAAGUGAUGGAGUUUUUAUUUAUUGUAUCUGAUAAUGUAACAAGUAUGGUUACAGCUGCAUUAUGUAAAAUUGAGAUAAACAUAAACACAUUUCCAGAUGCACAAACACUAAUUUUAAAGAAAAGGUUUACAUCUAAAAUGAAAUAAGUCCUGUACUGGACUCAUCAAGCACUAGGAAAAUUAGUUAUCAUUGUUAGUAGCAAGUUAAUUAAACUUAAAUUGCUUUAAAAAAUCUAUUUACAAUUAGGUAUAUGGAUAUUAACUGAGCAAUGAAAGUCAGAUAGGCACUUAGUUUAUUGUAUACCCAGCUAAAACUAUUAUUUAUACCCUCAUGGAUAUAAAUGGAGCAUAAACAUUUUGUGAUAUUUGAAUAUGAUGUAGAAAUAGAACAGGCAACAGCCUCCAAAAAGACAAAAAUAAACAACAGUUUCAUCAAAAAUUAAUCAUGUCAAAUGCAUUUACUGCAUUACUUUUCCUAACACUUCUACAUUUAGGUGUACUAAAUGGAGGCUAAUAAACUAGCUCUGAGUGUCAGUUAUCUCAACAGUAUUUGAGGUUAGCUUGUGAUCACCAGUUUUGUGACAGAAUUAAGUGCUAAUAAAUUUUGAUAAGUCAUUCAGAUGUAUUUCAUGGAGAUAAAUCAUAUUCAGUGCAAACAGAGGUUUUCAAACAUACAAAUAGGUGGCUGAAUAUAAAAUGUUCAACUCCUGUUUUAAAGUUCCUGUGGCACAACAGAAGAUAACGUGGAGUCUAUGAUACACUCAGACAUACACACUCCCACAGUUCAAUAUGUUAGAAAUACUUUUUCACAGUACAGUACUGUGAUUUGUCCUUGUUUGUAUUGGAAAAUAUGCAUGCGUGCUGUCGUGGGAAUAAAGGUUGUAAGUUGAUCCCUAGUAACAGCUAUUUAUAGACUUUUUUCUGAGCAGACAGUUUGACUUAUGACAGUAGAAAAAGCACAAGUGUAUCACUGGUGGCUGCAUUCCACUUAGAGAAGGUGGUGACUGGCACAUUUAAUGGAACUGAGCCAUCGUAAACUCACCUGUGUGUGUUAAGAGAGGCAAAGGUCAAUACAGUUCACAGAUGCAGAAAAUAAAAAAUAGACUUUCUUUAGAAACAAGCUUCAGGCACAGUCUCAGUAUAUUUAUGUGUGUGUAUAACAGGAAGGCCAUGUUUGUGAAUCCUGUCACUCCAUAUGAUUUUUCUUUUAUCGGUGCUUUUCUUGUGGCACUUUCUUGUUCAUUGAUAGAUUUUGUUUGAUUUGCUUGGCCGGUUGGAUGAUACUAAAGAGGUCGUCUCAUCUAAAGAAUGUUCAGCUGCAUUGAUUUUACAGCAGCACCAACGAGUGUAACAAAUGAGAUGUUUAUCUGUUUUUUAGGCACCUCAAUAUCUUAUGUCUUUAUAUCAUUAUAUAAAUUGAACAACUUUCUCAUAAGAGUUUUAACGAGCUCGACUGCAUACAGUCCAUUGUCAUUAACAUCGUUGCACUAUUUAGUGACUAUUCUCUUGAGUUUUUUUUAGUUCAUGCUGUUUCUGAUUUAAAUAAAAGUAACUGGACAACUGA
This is a messenger RNA of Amphiprion ocellaris (clown anemonefish), 3363 nucleotides long. Its product is annotated as sulfide:quinone oxidoreductase, mitochondrial-like. Gene Ontology annotation, cellular component: mitochondrion. Gene Ontology annotation, molecular function: FAD binding; sulfide:quinone oxidoreductase activity. Lineage: Eukaryota; Metazoa; Chordata; Actinopteri; Pomacentridae. The coding region runs from base 153 to 1469 and encodes 438 amino acids. The record is from RefSeq and is a predicted model, not a curated record. The transcript is spliced from 10 exons.